Molecule: messenger RNA, 1814 nt
Organism: Lepus europaeus (European hare)
Lineage: Eukaryota; Metazoa; Chordata; Mammalia; Lagomorpha; Leporidae
Gene: RDH5
Product: retinol dehydrogenase 5
Exons: 5
Coding region: 740-1696 (318 amino acids)
Molecular function (GO): oxidoreductase activity
Source: RefSeq, a predicted model, not a curated record
UCUUACUGUCCCGACCUGCUGCUCCCCCGCCUCCUCCCCUUCCUCCUCUUCCUCCUCAGCCUUGGUGCAGGUUCCUGUUGGGUAAGCCAAGGGUCCGAGUGUCCCACACUUCCCCAGAGAAGGUUCUAGGGGCCCCUAGGGCGUCCUAAUUCAGGACUUGAGUUUCCUGCAGAAGAGAAGUAAGACACAGAGCGUGCCUGGGCCCCCACUCUGGCUCGGGCCCUCUCCACGUGCUCGGGGCCCCUCCCAGGCCAGCACUAAGCAGUGUCAUGAGUCUGGGCUGGGUGGGAGAUUAAUUCUUGGAGGCACAGCAGGGCCAAGAAGGGGGAGGAAUGACAGGUCCAAGGCCACCAGCCGAGAGGGGCAGCUGCCGUCCCUGACAGCUCCCUCCUGGGAGACCACGACACAGGUGGCCACUUACCCAAGCUGAGACAGCCCCAGAGGAGCCUGGGCAGAUCUGGCCUCUGCAAAGCCCUGGCCGCAGGCAGCUGGGCUUUGGCUGACCUGGCUCAGGACUCCAGGCUCAGGGCUCCUCCUCCCCAGCCCUCCCUCCACCCCCCUUGUACAUAUGCUUAAUACUCCUGGCGCCCGAGGCCACCCACUUGGAUUUGGGCCUUAGCUGGAGCUAGCGUGGGAGCCUGGGAAGCCAGGAGCAAAGUCUCUUAAAAGCAAAACAAGAAGCUUCAGGCUUUGUAGGACCUGCGAGCUUUCCCCAGAGGAGGCCGUUUUGGAUCCUGCCAUGUGGCUGCUCCUGCUGCUGGGUGCCUUGCUCUGGGCAGGGCUGUGGCUGCUCAGGGACCGGCAGAGCCUGCCCAGCAGUGACACCUUCAUCUUCAUCACCGGCUGUGACUCAGGCUUCGGGCGCCUUCUGGCACUGCGACUGGACCAGAGGGGCUUCCGGGUCCUGGCCGGCUGCCUCACUCCCUCUGGGGCAGAGAACCUACAGCAGGUGGCCUCCUCCCGCCUCCACACCACGCUGCUGGAUGUCACUGACCCCCAGAGUGUGCAGCGGGCAGCCACGUGGGUGAAGUCACAUGUUAAGGAAGCAGGGCUCUUUGGGCUGGUGAAUAACGCUGGCGUGGCCGGGAUCAUCGGGCCCACACCAUGGCUGACACGAGACGACUUCCACCGCGUGCUGAGUGUGAACACGUUGGGUCCCAUCGGGGUCACUCUUGCCCUGCUGCCCCUGCUGCAGCAGGCCCGGGGCCGGGUGGUGAACGUCAGCAGCGUCCUGGGCCGCCUGGCAGCCAACGGUGGGGGCUACUGUGUCUCCAAGUUUGGCCUGGAGGCCUUCUCUGACAGCCUGAGGCGGGACGUGGCUCCUUUUGGGGUCCGAGUCUCCAUCGUGGAGCCUGGCUUCUUCCGAACCCCUGUGACCAACCUGGAGAGCCUGGACAGCGGCCUGCAGGCCUGCUGGGCACGGCUGCCCGCAGCCACACAGGCCCAGUACGGGGAGACCUUCCUCACCAAGUAUCUGACAGUGCAGCGGCGCAUCAUGAACCUGAUCUGUGACCCGGACCUCACCAAGGUGAGCAAGUGCCUGGAGCACGCCCUGACUGCUCGUCACCCUCGAACCCGCUACAGCCCGGGCUGGGACGCCAAGCUGCUCUGGCUGCCGGCCUCCUACCUGCCGGCCAGCCUGGUGGACGCCAUGCUCACCUGGGUCCUUCCAAAGCCUGCCCAGACUGUCUACUGAAUCGGCCUCCCAGAGACUGUUUUCCAAGAGCAAGGACUCUGACUUGUUUCUGCCGUCAUUCUGGUACCAUCUGGUGCCUGGCGCAAAGCAGGCACUCAAUAAAUGUGUACUGUCUCAA